Homalodisca vitripennis (glassy-winged sharpshooter) is the source of this 419-nucleotide messenger RNA. RefSeq lists its product as uncharacterized. NCBI's taxonomy places the organism in Eukaryota, Metazoa, Arthropoda, Insecta, Hemiptera, Cicadellidae. The transcript has 3 exons. Bases 1 to 342 code for a protein of 113 amino acids. The record is from RefSeq and is a predicted model, not a curated record.
AUGGCAAGAAUGCUGCGUUCAAUGACUGUGUGCAUCGUGCUGCUGCUACUGCAGGCUCACCUCUCCACUCAAGACAUGGUCAGUUACGUUACAAGAAGCAGGAGAUCUGUAGCAGGAGACUCAGAUGUUAAAGAGAAGCCGAUUAUUCGCUCGCUACAUAUCACAUCCGAUAUCAAGUACCGUUAUGCCACAACUCUGGUCUACAGCAGGGUUGUCAACCCUUCAGACAAGGCUGGCGAAGCUGUCUUCUACGUCAUCCUGCCCGAGACAUCGUUCAUCUCAGAAUUUCUCAUGCUUGGUCUCCCACAUCGAUAUAUUCAACCGUACCACGGCCCGUCUUAGAGAGCAGCUUUGUCAUUGAGGCCACACCUACAAACAUAGCUGCAGCUCAUUCUUACCUGAAAAAAUUAUACAGACCU